This is a messenger RNA of Rosa rugosa (rugosa rose), 2301 nucleotides long. Its product is annotated as type I inositol polyphosphate 5-phosphatase 5. Gene Ontology annotation, molecular function: phosphatidylinositol-4,5-bisphosphate 5-phosphatase activity; inositol-polyphosphate 5-phosphatase activity; phosphatidylinositol-3,4,5-trisphosphate 5-phosphatase activity. Gene Ontology annotation, biological process: phosphatidylinositol dephosphorylation. The transcript has 9 exons. NCBI's taxonomy places the organism in Eukaryota, Viridiplantae, Streptophyta, Magnoliopsida, Rosales, Rosaceae. Bases 312 to 2108 code for a protein of 598 amino acids. The record is from RefSeq and is a predicted model, not a curated record.
UUGGGUUUGAAUUCGGGUUGUGAACUGCAUGUUAACGGUUUCUCCUCUUUGCCGUCCUAAUUAAGUUCUCCGAAAGCCUUGGCGCCAAAAUCUCAUCUUUCCAAACAGAAAACACAGAAAAGGAAAAAGAAAGGGAAAAUCAUUGAUCACAUCAAACAAGAUCAGCAAAACCCAAAAACAGAAAAUUACAGAUCAUUUGUAUUCACCAACAGACCGAAAACUCGCUCAUUUUCAGAGAUAAUAUCAAAAAAUACGCUCACUGAAAGUGUGUGUGUGACCUAAUCUUUAUCAAAUACUCUAUCAAUGAAUGAAUGUCUUCCCCUGGUGGAGAUGCCAACCUCGAUAUGACCAAAGCCACCGAUACCGUCAUCAUCACCAGCGACACCGCCACCACACCUGAUAGUUCCGUCAAGAACGAAAAGAAAAAGAAGUCUAUCAUUCCUAGACUUUUUGGUGCAAAGCGAGCCGCGCGUGAAAGCUCAGAAUCAGAUGGUGAUGGAGAUCUCGGUAUAUCUCUUUCCUUUUCUUUCUCUCUCUUUCUGUCUCUCGCGCGCUCUUUCAAUAAUUUUUUUUCCUUAAUAGAUUUGGAGAAAAAGAUUGAAGAAAGGAAAAAAGCUUUCAUGGAGGCAGCCCCAAUGAUGAGAAAGAGUUUUUCAGAAAGACAUACAAGUCCGGGGAUUCAAAGCCUAAACCUAUCAAACUUUGAACAACACUCUAUGUUGCCAUCAAUUGAGACUAAAGAAUUCAGGAUAUUCGUGGCCACAUGGAAUGUAGGAGGAAAGUCUCCCAACAAUGGCCUCAACCUUGAAGAUUUCUUGCAGGUCGAAGGCUCUUCAGACAUCUAUGUGUUAGGGUUUCAGGAAAUCGUACCUUUAAGUGCUGGAAACGUGUUAGUGAUCGAGGACAACGAACCAGCUGCAAAAUGGCUAACCCUUAUAAGCCAAGCCCUAAAUAAACCCCAGAAUGCGUGCACCAAUACGUUUUGUUGUUCUUCAGAUUCUUCGAGUCAUGGUUCCAAUAAGUCCUCACAUAACAAGGAAUCCAAGUCCCCAGGCAGUCUCAACUUCUUUCAGAAGCCUUCUCUCAAAGUUAUCAGCAAAAGCUUCAGGGCAGACAGUAGAAUUCUCAAGUCUUGUAACUGCCCCUUUGAAUUUCCAUCUCGUGAAAGACGGCGGCUAAGAAAACUCAGUGAUCCUGCAGAUAGUAAAUUAGACUCCUCAUAUGGUUCUUGUGACGGUAGGGUAGACGAAUUUCUUGCAACUGCAGGGUUACAAUCGCUGCCUUCCUCCGAGAUGAGUUACUCUCUCAUAACAAGCAAGAAGAUGGUAGGGAUUUUCGUGUCAGUUUGGGUUCGAAGAGAGUUGGUACAACACGUUGGCCAUCUUAGAGUUUCUACCGUGGGAAGAGGAAUAAUGGGUUGCCUUGGAAAUAAGGGAUGCAUAUCAAUAAGCAUGACGUUGCACCAAACAAGCUUUUGUUUCGUGUGCAGUCACUUGGCUUCCGGCGAGAAGGAAGGCGAUGAACUGAAGAGGAAUGCGGAUGUGGUGGAGAUCCUGAAGGGCACACAAUUCCCCAAGAUUUGCAAGAAUCCAAAUCGUCUUCCUUGCGAAAGAAUAGUUGACCAUGAUCGGGUAAUAUGGCUAGGAGAUUUGAAUUAUCGGGUGGCUUUGAGCUAUGAAGAAACUAGGGUUUUGUUGGAGGACAAUGAUUGGGAUGCACUUCUAGAGAAAGAUCAGUUGAAUAUAGAGAGAGAAGCUGGGAGAGUAUUUGAUGGGUUCAAAGAGGGACAAAUCUACUUUGCCCCCACUUACAAGUAUUCCCAUAAUUCAGACUCUUACGCAGGAGAAACUGCCAAGUCCAAGAAGAAACGACGAACCCCUGCAUGGUGUGAUAGGAUACUAUGGCGCGGUGAAGGUUUCGAACAGUUGUCCUAUAUCAGGGGUGAAUCAAGAUUCUCCGAUCACAGACCUGUUUGUGCUGUGUUUUCAGUUGAAGUGAACUUACUUAGAAGCAAAAACAACAGAUUCAGAAAGGGUUACUCGUGUGCUGCUCCAAGAUUCGAAUUUGAUGCCUGCAUGCCUCAAAGACACAGCUUCUAUGAGUUCUAAUAGAAACAUCAGAUCGCUCAAUCAAAAUAUUGUACAUUGCAUUAGGGAAGUUAGGAAUUACUUUUCCACCCUUUUUUUUUUUUUUUUUGCUUCGUAAAUUUUCUGGUUCUUUUGUAGAAGAGAAAGAAGAUUAAACAAAUGAACAAAAUAGGGAACUAGCUACAUUCAUGUAACCAGUGAGGCUUUGUUACGG